AUGGACACUCUAAUUCAUACUAUAAAUAAGUUGCAAGACGUGUUUUCUGUUAUCGGUCACCACGAUAUCAAUCUCCCACAAAUUGUCGUGGUGGGAACCCAGACAUCCGGUAAGAGUUCGGUUAUAGAGAGCCUGGUAGGCAAGUCUUUCCUGCCCAGGGGCACCGGGAUAGUCACCAGAGCCCCACUGGUAUUGCAAAUGAUCAGGUAUAGUAAUCGAGACCGCGAAGAAAUGGUUCGGAGAACAGAAAACCGAACCGCGACAGAAUGGGCAAUAUUCUUGGACAGACCAGAUGAGAUAUUCGUCGAUUUCGAUGCCGUUCGUGAUGAAAUCGAACGGAGAACAGAACAAAUGGCGGAACACAAUAAAGGCAUUACGCACGAACAGAUCGUACUGAAAUUGUACACGCGUCUCUAUGACUUGACGUUCGUUGACCUGCCGGGUAUGACGAUGACCUCUGCAAUGAUGAUGGGGGGCGAUCAGUCGCAGAAUAUCGACAAACGGAUUCCAGAAAUAAUUUGGCACUACGUGAAGCAGCCCAAUUCAAUUAUAUUAGCAAUCGUGUCAGCUACAGCGGAUACGUCCACUAGCGAUAGUUGGAAAAUCGCUCGGAAAAUGGAUCCCAAUGGGACGCGGACGAUAGCCGUAGUCACAAAGCUGGAUUUGGUUGACAAGAACACGUUCCAACAGAUCAUCAACUUCCUCUGCGGAAACAGAAACCCAUUGAAACUUGGCGUGAUUGGAGUGAUAAACCGGAGCCAAGAAGACAUCAAUCGGAAAAAGUCCAUCAAGGAGACAUUACGGACAGAAAAAGAAUUUCUGAAAGCCAACUAUCCGGAAAACUACAAACGUCACGGAAACCGGGCUCUGGCCUGUCAUUUGCAACGGAUUUUAAUCAAUCACAUCAAAGAAACAUAUCCCGUGUUGAAGAAACAGUUGUACGAUUUGAGAAGUCGGUUAAAUAACGAGCUCAGGGUGUUGGAAACCCCGGUUAGCAAGGUAUCUUUCGUUUUAGAUCUACUGAAGGACAUGUCUGGGUCCUAUUGCGAAACGAUCAGGGGUGACCGAAAAAACAUAUCGGAACAAGAAAUGACGGGUGGCGCGAAAAUCGAAAACAUAGUGCAACACGAUUAUAUGACCGAACUCAAAAAUAUCGAUCCGUUGCAUGAUUUAACUGACCAAAAGAUAAUGACAAUUUUGAAAAACACGUCGGCAACCAAUGCGUCAUUGUUCAUCAAUGAGAAAACGUUGAAGAAACUCAUUAGUCGUCAAAUACAAAUGUUGGUCGAACCGUCACUAACCUGUGUGGACAAGGUGCACAUAGAAAUGUUGAAGAUUUUUGAUACGAUUGAUCAAGAUAUACUGGAGAAACUGGCGAGAUUUUCUCAGCUAAAUCACGAUGUAAGUGUAUAGAAAUUAAAAUAAUAAUUAAAUAAACAUUUAAAAAUAUAAUAUAGACAAAUAUAAAUAAUAUUAUUUUAGAUUUUGAGUUUAAAAAAGUUAGGUACUGUAGUUUUACAAAUACGUGUUUUUUUUUCCUCGGAAAACACGUUUGGUUUGUAAAAAUGUUCUGAUAUUUUCAUGUGUAUACGUUAUUAAAACAUACGGAAUUUCAGCCUCACGGUACCUAUUUUAUUUGAAACAUUUAACGAAAAUUUCAGUAAUUUAAAACCUAGUACUAUUUUUGUUAUUUUAUAUAACCUUAACAACAAUAGAAAAGAGAAUUAGAUUUUAAUUCUCUUCGUGUUUAACUCUCAGUUUCAUUGUUUGCAAAAUAAUACAUUUUUGCACUUAUAUAUAAGUACAGUAUAUAAACUAAAUUUCCCUAUUUUUCAUCUAACUUCCAAAGUAUCCGCCUAUAACAAUAUACAUUUUACAUGGUUUCAAAAACAUGAAAACUCUUAAUUUUCUUUCACCACAAAGUUCGAUAAUUAAUCAGUAUUUAUUGAAUAUUUCUAAAAAAAAUUUUGAUUUGACAGGAUUUUCCCAAUAAAUGGGGAAACAUUGUAAAAACCGUGAAAAUAGAAACAAUAUUAAGCAAAUAAUAUUAAAGAAAAUAUAAUAUUAUAAUGCACAUUAUCUAAUUAUUUCACCAUAAUGUGACACAUAUAUUGUUGACAAAGCAACACUAUCAACCAAACUCCGCUCAGAAUCGUUUUUCGUUAGCAAUAUUUGCGUAUAGAUAUACAUUAAAUUUCUCCUUUUCCUUCACUCAACCUUCCCAACUUCUCACCUACAACAGUGGUAGCAUCCACGUCCGAAGUUGCUGGGCUUUUUUAAAUGUAGUUCAGUUAAAAAUAAUCUUAAAGACUUGACAUGUUGAUAGAUGACCUAUUUUCUUUUUUUAAAUGUGGUAAAUUUUUUAAAAGUGUUUGAGCAAUUUUGAGAACUUUUUAUGUAAUUUUUAUUUGGUAGGUACUCUGUGAAUAAAAUUGUUAGACUAAAUAGAAAUGCUUAAAAAUUGACGUGAGGUUUAUUUUAAGUUGUAUUCAGUGUAAUGUAGUAUGUUUUUUUUAAAUUUUUUUAUACGAUUUUUAAUAUCAAAUUUUGACGAAAUUUUGUUACAUGUAAAAAUUAAAUAAUUUUAUAUUUCUUUAUUUAUACCCAAUCAAUUUUUGGCCUACAACAAUAGCGUAGUGCAAUACGCUAUUGUUGUAUCAGCUCUUUAUUUGUUUUUUUUUUUUAAAUUUUUGUUGUAAAACGAAUGUUUUAUUGCCUUCAGGUGAGAAAGGUUCUCGGGAAAAUCCUGGGAGAGACGCUGGACAACAUUAAAUGGUUCAUCAGAUCAUAUAUCGAAACGUACCAGGAGAGCGUGAACACGUACAACACAGAUUUCAUGCGGGAGAUCUUGAGGUUUUCGAACCAGCGGAAGAAGGAACGCCUUUUAGAACAAUUCGGGCCGAACGUUAAGUUGUCGGCCGAGUACAACGAGUACGAAGAGGACCCGAAAGAGCUUUCUAAACAGAUGUUAGCCACACUCAACAAUCUGGAGGACACGAGCAACAGCACCAAGGAAGUUAAGGCACAUCGGAUCCUAGUCGAAUGUUACUUCGUGUCAGUACGGAAGAUCGUCCAGGACUUUGUACCCAAGCGCAUUAAGUAUAAGAUGCUUCAGAAGGUGCUGGACACGUUUGAGAGUCGCAUGCACCAGGAGGUGUUUGUACCGUACGUGGUGGAACAAGCGUUUGAUCGAGUGCUGGUAGAGGAGGAGAGCGUCAAGGAGGACCGCGUGAAGGCCGAAGAGAUGCUAAAAGCUGUCGACAAGGCGUUGAACAUAAUGGUGGAAAUACAAAUCAUAUGACGAUGAGUGGUGUGUGGUAUGAGUGCAUGAACUGCGACAACAAAUCAACAAAUUAAUGUGUUUUUUUUUUUUAAUUCGGUUGGAUAUCGUAGUAAUAGUUUUAACAAAUGUAAAAUUAAAAUAUGAAUUGACA
Messenger RNA from Cinara cedri, 3434 nucleotides. The record is from the annotation of a GenBank genome assembly. NCBI's taxonomy places the organism in Eukaryota, Metazoa, Arthropoda, Insecta, Hemiptera, Aphididae.